CCGCGGACAGCGGCGAUUCAGCACCGCCGACAGCGGCACCGCCAUGGGGGGCAGCGCAACGCCGCGCGGCGCUCCGCGGCUCUAGGCUGAAACGGACCCGGCUCCGACGCGCACAUGCUGAGGAGCAGCGGCGCUGGAGCCAUGCACCGGCGGCACACCACCCUGCGGGAGAAGGGCCGGAGGCAGGCCACCCGCGGCCCUGCCUACAUGUUCAACGAGAAGGGCCCCAGCCUGACGGCGGAGGAGGAGCGCUUCCUCGACUCGGCCGAGUAUGGCAACAUCCCUGUGGUGCGCAAGAUGCUGGAGGAGUCCAAAACUCUCAACUUCAACUGCGUCGAUUACAUGGGGCAGAAUGCCCUGCAGCUGGCCGUGGGGAACGAGCACCUGGAAGUGACAGAGCUCCUGCUCAAGAAGGAGAAUCUGGCCCGAGUGGGAGAUGCCCUCCUGCUCGCCAUCAGCAAAGGCUACGUGCGCAUCGUCGAAGCCAUCCUGAACCACCCAGCCUUCGCCCAGGGGCAGCGCCUGACGCUCAGCCCCCUGGAGCAGGAGCUGCGGGACGAUGAUUUCUAUGCUUACGACGAGGACGGAACUCGCUUCUCCCACGACAUCACCCCCAUCAUCCUCGCUGCCCACUGCCAGGAGUACGAAAUCGUUCACAUCCUGCUCCUCAAGGGCGCGCGCAUCGAGCGGCCGCACGACUACUUCUGCAAGUGCAACGAAUGCAUUGAGAAGCAGAGGAAGGACUCCUUCAGCCACUCCCGCUCCAGAAUGAACGCCUACAAGGGCUUAGCCAGCGCCGCUUACCUCUCCCUUUCCAGCGAAGACCCUGUCCUUACAGCUCUGGAGCUAAGCAAUGAACUGGCCAGGCUUGCCAACAUCGAGACUGAAUUCAAGAACGACUACAGGAAGCUAUCUAUGCAAUGCAAGGACUUCGUUGUGGGGGUGCUGGACCUGUGCAGAGACACUGAAGAGGUGGAGGCUAUCCUGAACGGAGAUGUGAACAUCCAUUUGUACCCCGACCACCACCGGCCCAGCCUGAGCAGGAUUAAACUUGCUAUCAAAUACGAGGUGAAAAAGUUUGUUGCCCACCCCAACUGCCAGCAGCAAUUGCUCACCAUGUGGUAUGAAAACCUCUCAGGCUUACGGCAGCAGUCGAUAGCUGUGAAGUUCUUGGCUGUCUUUGGGGUCUCCAUUGGCCUGCCCUUCCUCGCCAUAGCCUACUGGAUUGCUCCCUGCAGCAAGCUGGGGCGGACCCUCCGAAGCCCUUUCAUGAAGUUUGUGGCACAUGCAGUUUCUUUCACCAUCUUCCUGGGACUGUUGGUAGUGAAUGCUUCGGACCGCUUCGAAGGAGUCAAAAAUCUCCCCAACGAGACCAUCACUGACCACCCAAAACAGAUAUUCAGAGUCAAAACCACUCAGUUCUCAUGGACAGAAAUGCUGAUCAUGAAGUGGGUAUUGGGCAUGAUAUGGUCAGAGUGCAAGGAGAUCUGGGAAGAGGGACCACGUGAAUAUGUGGUGCAUCUCUGGAACCUGCUGGACUUUGGGAUGCUCUCCAUCUUCGUGGCAUCAUUCACUGCCAGGUUCAUGGCUUUCCUGAAGGCCACCGAAGCGCAGCAGUACGUAGAUCAGUAUGUGCAGGACGAUGACCUCAGCAACGUCACCCUUCCCCCUGAAGUUGCUUACUUCACUUAUGCCAGGAACAAGUGGCUCCCCUCGGAUCCCCAGAUCAUUUCAGAAGGCCUCUAUGCCAUAGCUGUGGUACUCAGCUUCUCCCGCAUUGCUUACAUUCUUCCAGCCAACGAAAGCUUCGGCCCCCUGCAGAUCUCUCUGGGGAGGACUGUGAAGGAUAUCUUCAAGUUCAUGGUCAUCUUCAUCAUGGUGUUCCUGGCCUUCAUGAUUGGGAUGUUCAACCUUUACUCUUACUACCUUGGUGCAAAAUACAACCCUGCGUUUACAACGGUAGAAGAAAGUUUCAAGACCUUAUUCUGGUCAAUAUUUGGCUUGUCUGAAGUGAUAUCUGUGGUGCUGAAGUACGACCAUAAAUUCAUUGAGAAUAUUGGCUACGUACUCUAUGGAGUAUACAACGUGACCAUGGUGGUGGUGCUGCUUAACAUGCUAAUAGCCAUGAUCAACAACUCCUAUCAGGAAAUCGAGGAGGACGCAGAUGUGGAGUGGAAGUUUGCUCGUGCCAAGCUCUGGCUGUCCUACUUUGAUGAAGGAAGGACGUUACCUGCUCCUUUCAAUCUAGUGCCAAGCCCUAAAUCGUUUUAUUAUCUCAUACUGAGAAUAAAAAUGUGCCUCAUAAGACUCUGCAAAUCUAAGGCCAAAAGCUGUGAGAAUGAUCUGGAGCUGGGGAUGCUGAACUCCAAGCAGCGGAAAGUUCGUUUUCACUCCAACACUCGACACACAGAGACGUUUUCUGGGAAGAACGCUUACAACAAGCCCACGAGAUACCAGGUGACAACCCUACCUCCCUCUGGAUUCUACUACCUUGGCCAUCUUCAACACACCAAGAUCAUGAAGCGCCUGAUCAAGCGAUACGUGCUGAAGGCCCAGGUCGACCGCGAGAAUGACGAGGUCAACGAAGGAGAACUGAAAGAGAUUAAGCAGGAUAUUUCCAGUCUCCGUUAUGAGCUCCUAGAGGAGAAGUCCCAAGCCACUGGAGAGCUGGCAAAACUAAUACAGCAGCUGAGUGACAAGUUUGGGAAGAGCUUAAACAAGGACAUUUGAUGACAAAGAAAGGCAACUGGUUUGCCAAACAGUAUUCAAUCUCUACCAGCAUCUUUGGAGGGCAGCAACCACAGAAACGAUGGCUGUAGCCCACUCAACUGCUGCUCACUAGCAAGUCUUAGUAGGAGCACUUUGCAUUACUCCUGUGCUUGGUGAGUUACCAGUUCAAUCUUUUGUGAUAGAGAAGAGACUUGCUGGUAAAGAUGUGUGCCCUUUGGCACUGGAAAGAGAUGCCCUCUAGAGAAAGCAUCUCUAGGCAAAAGGCAAAAAGGCAGAGGCAAAAGGCAAAAAACAAAGGCAGAGCUUCACCCAGUGAAGGCAACACAACUGUGCUCUUUUACACCCAGUCUGUACUGAGCAGGACUGGGUGAAGGCUGAAGAGGAUGUGCCAAGCAUAUUCCUUGAAAGGCUUUUAUAAUCCCUGUCCUUGGGUGUGUACUACUCCUCUACUACUACCCACAGCCAUGAAGAGAAGUUGGACAGCAUUGUGGUUAAUGAGGAGCCAGCGAGAAGUUGUCUGCUGGAAUGGCCAAGGCAAAUAUGGCAGGUAGAGGUCAUCUGCUUUUAAGACUGGACAACAGCACUGGAAAAAAUGAAUCAGGCUUGCUGGGCAAAGCAUCCUUUCACCCCUCUGCUAGAACCUGACGAAAGAACUCCCAGACAAAACCACCUCUCCACCUUUCCCAGCCGUAUUAGCUAGUCCACUAAUGGAUAUGGUCUCUUUGUACAAGUUCCAGCCUCUCUUUUAUCCUUAGACAGUCCCAGCUCCAACAACAGUGGUCUGAAAUUUCCAUAUUGAUGUGAAACUCACUUCCCAGGAACAUCCAGAGAUUCCUUACGUUGUGCUAACAGUGUUCAGUUGCAGAAGCAACACGAAGCCAGCAACAGCGAUGCAACUGAGCGCAGCCUUCAGAUCCCAGAGGUACCAAGAGCGAGCCAGGGGAUGAGAGAAAUCACAAAGAAAGCAGCUUAGCUUCAACAUGAAAUGCUUCUGGGUGCACUGAGAAGGCUCUGGUGUAAGGAAUAAAGGGAAGUGAUUGUAGAAAUCACUGUCACAUGUGCUGCGCAGAGGGUGAGGAAGGGAUUAAACUGUUGUAAAGGCUGCAGCGGUUACAGAACUCAGACUGCACUUGGACAGCUGAGUCUGUGCAACUCAACAGCAAACUCGGACAGUUUGGGGUUUUGCCUUUAGCUACAACCACCUAAAGCACACCUUAGGAGUUGGGACCCGCUGGCCUGGGCUGGCUUUUCAUGAGAGAUACCUGCCAGAUGAAGGUGGCAUCGAGGUGUCAGCUGAGAAAACGAACCCAGCAGAACCAGAAGGCGACCUGGGAGCAGCUCUCUAAGUGCCAGAUGAGACUCCAGAGAGCCUAAGAGCAUCAGAGUUAUAUUUGUAGAAAACAACAAAGCAACAAAACAAAAACAUAAAGAGAGCAAAAUCUAAAAAGUGUACUGUAGGUAGAGCUGUUUAGAGGGGGGAAGGCAAAACAUUGUAUUUUUACCUUUAAUAAGAUUAUCUUGGAUACUGUCUUAUUUUUACCUAGAAA
Messenger RNA from Pogoniulus pusillus (Red-fronted tinkerbird), 4277 nucleotides. It is a transcript of the gene TRPC7, whose product is annotated as transient receptor potential cation channel subfamily C member 7. The record is from RefSeq and is a predicted model, not a curated record. NCBI's taxonomy places the organism in Eukaryota, Metazoa, Chordata, Aves, Piciformes, Lybiidae. The coding region runs from base 115 to 2730 and encodes 871 amino acids. Gene Ontology annotation, biological process: regulation of cytosolic calcium ion concentration; single fertilization; calcium ion transmembrane transport. Gene Ontology annotation, molecular function: inositol 1,4,5 trisphosphate binding; protein binding; store-operated calcium channel activity. Gene Ontology annotation, cellular component: plasma membrane; cation channel complex. The transcript is spliced from 13 exons.